AUGUGGGCAGGGAGAAUCAAGACUGCGAUUAUUACCUGGACGUGUUCUCCGAGCUCUAUGGGAUCUGGCUCUACAGUUUGCUGGAAACUUGGAUGCGGCACUGACGAGAAAAAAGCUCGUUCUGGUGACCGACAAUGCCUAAUUCCACUUAAAAUGACUAAAUCAACAUCCUACUUUGGUGAAUGCGAAAGAAGUGAUGAUCAUACCCUUGAAACGUUAUAG
Enterobius vermicularis (human pinworm) is the source of this 222-nucleotide messenger RNA. Lineage: Eukaryota; Metazoa; Nematoda; Chromadorea; Rhabditida; Oxyuridae. The record is from the annotation of a GenBank genome assembly.